This is a messenger RNA of Zingiber officinale, 3465 nucleotides long. RefSeq names its product filament-like plant protein 3. The transcript has 5 exons. The coding region runs from base 727 to 3066 and encodes 779 amino acids. Lineage: Eukaryota; Viridiplantae; Streptophyta; Magnoliopsida; Zingiberales; Zingiberaceae. The record is from RefSeq and is a predicted model, not a curated record.
AUGUGGAGUCGAGGAACCCGCAAGAUUUGGACGAAACCGUUUCGCCAUCAGCGUUGUCACUGUUCUUCGGCGGGAAGCAUAAUCAUGCCGAUUCCGUUCUCGGAUACCAGGAGGGUGGCGUCCCGCUGCCCCCGCCUACAUGAAACCUGCUUCAAUCCUCGCCGGAGAAACCCGACCCAAUGACGGGCUUCGAUUCGAUCGUCUUCUUCUCUUCUACCGUCUUUUCUUCGAUCAAUCAGUGUUCAGUCCGGGUAAUCGGAAAUUUCAAUUGCUCCUCAAAAGGAGCGAUCUUCAGUUCGAAAUGGCUGCGACCGGCCUGCAAGUCUAUUGGCGACCCAAAGAUUUAGGCUUUAUCUCAUUACUUCAAUCCUUCCCUCACCUCUCCUCUUACUUGCAAAACGGCUUCGACUUCUUCCUCUUUUUCUUAUCAUUUUUCGGUUGUGGCCGGAUCCUGUGGUAUAGUUGUGCGUUUCUACCCCAGAGAGUGGUCUUCUGAAGCGGAGAUUUUGGAUUCUAAAUUACCCUCCUUUUGGUCUCACCGAAAUUUCUUUCUUAUCUUCCUAGUCUGUCGAAUCUCUGUGCGUGUGGAUGUUGAGUGCCCUGGUAUGUGUUACCUUAUUUGACUCCGAGAUUUCAUCGAUUUGGCUCGUCUGAAAGGGGGUAUAAUCGAUCGGGAGCUUGGAGAUGUUGACCUGCAAGUCAAAUUAGAGGAUCAAGGUUUGCAAGAUGGACCGCCGUAAUUGGCUAUGGAGGCGAAAGUCGUCAGAAAAGAGCCCUGGAGUGACUGAGAGCUCCGGUUCUGCAUCUUCUGAGAGGCACUCUGGUGAACAGGAGAUACUGGGGACUUCUAUUAGUUCCCCAAAGCAUCCUCAAUCACCAGAUGUUUUCUCAAAGGAUCUUAAUCACGAGGCCUAUGAAACUAUAAAAGCAUUGAAUGACAAACUAUCAGCUUCUCUUUUGAACAUUAGUGCCCGAGAAGAUUUAGUCACGGAGCAUGCCAAAGUUGCGGAAGAAGCAGUUUUAGGUUGGGAAAAUGCAGAAAAGGAAGUUUCAUUUUUAAGGCAGCAGCUUGAAGCUGCAACAAGGAAGAACUCCUUUCUUGAAGAUAAAGCUAUACAUCUUGAAGCUGCCCUCAAGGAGUGUGUUAGGCAGCUUCGGCUGACAAGAGAAGAGCAAGAACAGAAAGUCCAAGAUGCCAUCCUUAAGGAAACCCAGAAAAGGAAAUCUGAAAAAUCAGAACUUGAACUUCACCUCAUUGAGUUGCAAGCUCAGAUGGAUGUUAAAACUGAAAUUUCAAAUUCCAUUAACCUGGACCUUCAAUCAAAAAUUGAAAUUCUCACCAAGGGGAAUUCUUCUCUCAAAGCGGAUCUUGUUACCCUCACUGAGGAUCUCCACAUGAAAACACUAGAGUUGGAGCUAAGCACUAGAACAGCAGAAACAGUUAGCAAACAACAUUUGGAUAGCAUAAAGAAAAUGGCUAAGCUUGAAGCUGAGUGUCAUAAGUUACGAAUUGCAGCAAGGAAAUUGCCAAUAGCUAAUGAGCAUAUUUUCUCUCCUAAUUCACAUUAUGUUGAAUCUGUCACUGAUAGCCAAUCAGAUGCAGGGGAAAGGUUGUUAAGUAUAAAGCAUGAACAAAUUUGUUCUGAUUCAAGGGCACCAACUCUAAGUUUCGAGCUCAGUCAGUUCAGAAAGGGAAAGGAUAGUCCAAGAAAUCUUGAAUCUUCUGUUGAAAUUAGCCUAAUGGAUGAUUUCAUCGAGAUGGAAAGACUUGUUGCAUUACCAGAGAUUGACCAUGGAAAUUCUAGCAUUGAGCAUGAUGCCUGUUCAGAUCUCACUGUCAGUGUAGAUAGCACUUCAAGGAAAGAGCUUGAAGUUGUCAAUCUGCAUGUAUCUGAGUUGGAUAAGAUGAUUGGGAAGAUGAACACAGAAAAAGUUGAAAUGGAAGAAUCUUUAGCUGUAACCAAUAUUCAACUGAAGGAUACAUGCAAGCAAGUGGAAGCAGCUGAAGUUAAGUUGGUAGAGUUGCAAAGGCAGCUCAAUUUGAUUAAUGAUGAAAAGCAUGCUCUUGAGCUAGAACUGGAAGUCAAAGAAGGCAAGAAAAAUGAAAUGGAAGUUCAGCUCGAAUUAGCACAUGCAAAAAAUGUGCAGCUGACAGAGAGAAUAACCAUAUUAGAUAGCAAUUUUGAGGAAGAGAAAAAAUUGUCUGCUAAAUUGAGAGUGAGGUGCCAAAAUAUUGAGGCUACAGAAGCUAAGAGGAAGGAAAUGGAACUUCAGCUUGGCUCAGCAGUUGGUGAAAUUGCCGAGUUAAAGGGAAAGAUUAGAUUGUUAGGACAGGUUGAAGGAGGGAAAAUGAUGUCCACAGAACUAGCAUCUAGGUGUUGGAAAAUAGAUCAAUUGGAACAUAAUAAAGAAUUGGAAAGUCGGCUUGAGUUUGCAAAGUUGAAAAUUGGUGAGCAAUAUGAUAAGGCUAAUAUAACAGAUAGGAAACCAAAGGAGGAUAAGCCAUUUUCGGAGGGACUUUUUUUUGAGUGCCAAAAUGUGGAAGUAAUAAUUGCAAAGAAUAAAGAACUCAAAUGUCAACUCUGUUCCCAAAAAAUAGAAGUAAACCUGUUACGUGAAAAGGUGAAUGUGCUGGAAGCGAUUGCUGAGAAGGAGAGGGUGCUUGCCUCAGAAAUUUCAGCUGAUCUUGAAGCCGCAAAGGUGAAGAGAAAUGAAUUGGUUCUGCAACUUGAAUCAGCACAUAUGGAAAUCAAGAAUCUCCAAGAGAAGUUUGGCUCCUUAGAAAAACAAUUUGAAGAGGAGAAGUUAAUAUCUGCAGAUUUUGCAGAAAAAUACCACAAGUUGGAGAAUGGAAUGUCUAGCAAGCAGCAAUCAUUUGGAUUACAUUCAACUGCAAUCUCAAAUAGAAAGCUGAUAGUUGGACAGGAGAAAGAGAUUGUGUUGGCUGCUGCAAAGCUAGUGCAGUGCCAAAAGACCUUAGCUUCUCUGAAUCAACAAUUGAAGUUGAUGUCAAAUUUUGAUGUUUUGAUGCUUGAAAUAAAUGAGCCGGGGCACUGCUGGAGCUAAAUUGGAUUAUAUUGAGGAAUCUAAGGCACUGGGUUCUAGCUUCUCACCCCAUAUUUCUUGGUCUCCGCCUAGCAGCUCCCGAAAGCUGUCAAGAUUCUCAGCUAGGCAUCCAGAAUUUCCAUGUUCAUCUAGAAAAGAUAAUGUCACAGAAUCUUAGUAAAACCAUAUACUGUUAAUAAAAGAAACCAAAUUUGUAAAGUAUAUGUCAACCACCUAAGUAAAGUUGCUUACAUUUUGAAAGUUGCUUGCCUACUUUCACAAAAUCUUGUGAAGCAGCAAAUAUUGAAAAUGUUCAAAUAUUUCUUAUUGAUGCAGUUUGAAUCAAUGUAGCCAUAGGCACAGAGGUAUCUGAUUCCUAUCUCUAGAUCUGUGGAGUUGAUUGAAUCAGUAAAAAAUAAA